Molecule: messenger RNA, 219 nt
Organism: Echinostoma caproni
Lineage: Eukaryota; Metazoa; Platyhelminthes; Trematoda; Plagiorchiida; Echinostomatidae
Source: the annotation of a GenBank genome assembly
AUGCAUGCAACCCAGCGGCACCAUAUUGGAGCCAGCACCCUUUUCCGUCAAUAUCCCUUUCAGCUCGUGUUCCGAACUGCAGAAAAAGAGACAAAUCCGGAACCGGGAAUAUUGGGUUCAAGCCUCGAACCCCAGUACUACUUCAAGACUUCAAGACUCAUUAUUGUUUCAGCAGAGCUGGGUGUCCCCGUAGUGAGCAUACCAUUCAAGGAAUUGUAG